This is a messenger RNA of Lactuca sativa (garden lettuce), 2084 nucleotides long. RefSeq names its product RPA70-kDa subunit B (gene RPA70B). Lineage: Eukaryota; Viridiplantae; Streptophyta; Magnoliopsida; Asterales; Asteraceae. Gene Ontology annotation, biological process: DNA replication; DNA recombination; DNA repair. Gene Ontology annotation, molecular function: DNA binding. Gene Ontology annotation, cellular component: nucleus. The record is from RefSeq and is a predicted model, not a curated record.
CACCCCUCAUACGGUUUUAUCAUUUCUCUCGAUUCAUAGUAGAUCUACCGAGAGAAAAAGAGAGAGGAGCGUGAGUUCUGGUUCUAGGGUUUAUUGUUUAUUUAAUUUCCAUUUUUGGGGUCUUUGAUACUUCGUUGCAAGAAGAGAUGGCGAAAUCGGUUAGCCCAGAUGCGAUAUCAGUGAUACUGUCGAACCCUACUCCAGAUUCAUCAGCUGAUCUACCCGAACUUAUUGUUCAAGUUCUCGAUCUCAAGGCUGCUGGCAACAGAUACACGUUUACUGUCACUGAUGGCAAGACGAAGUUGAAGGCCAUUUUGCAGUCUAGCUUGGCAUCUGAAGUUAUCAACGGGAAUAUCCAAAAUCUGGGUCUUAUCCGUGUUGUUGAUUACACACUCAACGACAUUCCAAACAAGAAUGAAAAGUACUUAAUUGUGACAAAAUGCGAAGCAGUCUCUCCUCCUUUAGAGGCAGAAGUUAAAAUUGAGCCUAAGAUUGAAGGAACUGGCAUUGUGUUAAAGCCAAAGCAAGAAGUUGUCACCAAAUCAGCAGCUCAAAUUGUCAAUGAGCAGAACAAAAACAUGGCACCUUCUGCAAGAAUGGCAAUGACAAGAAGGGUUCAUCCCCUCGCUUCUUUAAACCCUUAUCAAGGAAACUGGACUAUUAAGGUCAGGGUUACAGCUAAAGGAAACAUGCGCACUUACAAGAAUGCAAAGGGUGAAGGUUGUGUUUUCAAUGUGGAGUUAACUGAUGAAGAUGGUACUCAAAUUCAAGCAACCAUGUUUGGUGAGGCUGCAAGAAAGUUCUUUGAAGUGUUUCAAAUGGGAAAAGUGUAUUACAUAUCUAAAGGAACUUUGAAAGUUGCUAACAAGCAAUACAAAACUGUACAGAAUGAUUAUGAAAUGACUUUAAAUGAAUAUUCUCAAGUUGAAGAAGCUGUCAAUGAAGUCGCUUUUAUCCCUGAAACCAAGUUCUCUUUUGUCCCAAUUGAUCAAUUGGGACCUUAUGUCAAUCAGAAGGAGCUCGUAGAUGUUAUUGGUGUUGUGCAAAGUGUAUCUCCAACAAUGAGCAUUCGCAGGAAAAUUGAUAAUGAAUCAGUCGCAAAGCGUGACAUUGUUAUUGCAGAUGACACAAAGAAGACUGUUGUCAUCUCUUUGUGGAGUGAUCUUGCCACCGAUCUUGGCCAAAGACUAUUAGACAUGGCAGAUGAAUCACCCGUAGUUGCAAUCAAAUCUCUACGUGUAUCUGAUUUUCAAGGUGUAUCUUUAUCGACAGUGAGCAAAAGCAUCAUUGAAAUAAACCCGGAAACCCCAGAUUCCCAAAAGUUAAAAUCAUGGUAUUCUACAGAAGGAAAAGAAACAUCCAUGGAAGCUGUGGGCUCCGGUUUAAGCCCCUCCAUGAAAGCCGGUGGCCGGUCAUUGUACUCUGAUCGGGUCACACUUGACCAAAUAACCAGUAACCCAUCUUUGGGUGAGGAGAAGCCGGUGUUUUAUAGCACACGAGCAAGUAUGAGUCUGAUCAAACCUGAUCAGACGAUGUGGUAUAGAGCAUGCAAGACCUGCAAAAAGAAAGUUACUGAAGCAAUUGGAUCUGGUUUUUGGUGUGAAGGAUGCCAGAAGAAUGAAGACAACUGCAGUUUGAAGUACAUUUUGGCGGCAAAGUUUUCCGAUGUAAGUGGCGGAGCUUGGUUUUCUGUUUUUAACGAUGAAGCUGAGAAGAUUAUCGGGUGCUCCGCUGAUGAGCUUGAUAGCUUGAAGUCGCAGGGUGAUGGAAGUGAUUACCAGCUACAAUUGAAGAAGGCGACGUGGGUGCCAUUACUUUUCCGAGUUAGCGUUCAACCUCGAGAGUAUAAUAAUGAAAAACGACAAAGGAUCACUGUUCGAUCUGUUGCUCCGGUUGAUUUUGCAGCUGAAUCCAAGUUCUUGUUGGAGGAGAUUUCUUCCAUGAAAGCUUGAAGACAUUCUAGGGUUUUUUUGUUGUUUCAUUUUCUUUUGAAGUUUAAUUCAAAUCCUUGGGUGUCCUUUCAAGUAUGUAUCUAUCGAAUUUUAACAACUGAUUUAAUGAAAGCAUCAAGUUUAUCGUCUUUA